Messenger RNA from Acaulospora morrowiae, 122 nucleotides. The record is from the annotation of a GenBank genome assembly. Lineage: Eukaryota; Fungi; Glomeromycota; Glomeromycetes; Diversisporales; Acaulosporaceae.
AUUGGUCAAAAUUUAAAUUACUGCAAAGCAGUUUUCCACAGAUACAGGGAACUGAAGGUUGGGCCUCUCAUUUCAUUUGUCCAAACCAUUGGAGAAACGGCGCCUUUGCAGUGGCACAAUUG